AUACGUCAAGAUCAAGUCAAUUUACCAAUUUUCCAAUUCAAAGAACAUAACUUAGUUGGUGUCAGAGAUCAUCAAGUCAUCUUAAUAGCUGGAGAUACUGGCUGUGGUAAAUCAACUCAAGUAAGUUCCCAGUACCUAUUAAGAGCAGGCUAUGGAAAGAUAGCCUGUACACAACCUCGUAGAAUAGCUUGCUUAUCUUUAGCCAAACGUGUUAGCUAUGAAACUCUCAAUGAAUAUGGAACAGAAAUUGCAUAUCAAGUUCGUUUUGAAGGGUCUAAAACACCAGCUACAAAAGUUCUCUUUCUCACUGAAGGUCUUUUAUUACGUCAAUUAAGUACUGAUAGUGAUCUGAGUUGGUAUGAUGUUAUCAUAGAUGAGGUUCAUGAACGUCAUAUUCAUGGUGACUUUCUCCUUGGUGUUCUUCGUCUGUUAAUUGAUCGAAGACCCGACUUAAAACUUAUCUUAAUGUCAGCAACAAUUAAUAUUCAACUAUUUUCAGACUAUUUUCAAGGUGCCCCUGUCAUCAGAGUUCCUGGUCGUUUGUAUCCAAUUGAGUUACAGUAUAUGCCAGUUAGUACUGCUCCAGCACUACAGCCAACUAGUCAAAAAUUGGAUCCUAAACCUUAUCUACGUGUACUACAACUUAUUGAUACUAAGUAUCCUAAAAAGAGAGGUGAUCUGUUAAUAUUUUUAAGUGGAAUGAAUGAGAUAGCUACAUUAUUACAAGAAGUCAACUAUGGACAACAUACUGAUAGAUGGAUAGCAUUACCACUACAUAGUGCACUGUCUAUUGAACAAAAGAUAAAGGUCUUUGAUGUGGCUCCUGAUGGAGUAAAGGAAGUGUGUAAUAUCAAACUAAUAUUGCUGAACCUCCAUUACUAUUAUGGUAUAAGAUUUGUAAUUGACUCAGGAAAGGUAAAAGAGAGGUUUGAUCCACAAACUAAAAUGAAUAGACUUCAAGAAUUUUGGAUCAGUCGAGCAAGUGCAGAACAGAGAAAGGGAAAAGCAGGUCGAACUGGUCCUGGUGUGUGUUUUAGAUUAUACUCUGAAUCAGAUUAUGACUCUUUUCCUGAAUAUGCUACACCUGAAAUACAACGAGUACCUUUAGAGUCUAUAGUACUUCAGACCACAGCUCUUGACUUAGGGAAUGCUAGAAGGUUUCCCCGUUUUAUUGAGCCCCCUUCUAUGUCUAAUAUUGAAACUUCUAUUGCUUUCUUAAAAGAUCAAGGUGCUCUAACUAGUGAUGAGAAACUGACCUCUACUGGUAAAAUGUUUAGCUCAGUUACCAGUGGAUUUGUCAUUGGUAAAAUGCUUAUCAUGGGAUCGCUAUUUCAUGUAAUAGAGCCAGUGUUAAUUAUAGCAGCUGGUCUCAGUGUUCAAAGUCCAUUUACUCAAUCUGCAUUUAGUAAUGAAGCUCACAGUCAAACUAUACGACAAGAGCUAGAAUCUGAACAUGGUGAUCCAUUUACAAUAUUGAAUGCUUUUGAUGAAUGGAUUGAAGUGAAGUCUGAAGGAGUAAGAGCCUCUGCUCAAUGGUGUCGGAAACGAGGUAUUGAGCAGCAGCGUCUUUAUGAAAUGGUCAAAUUGAGACAACAGUUUCGAGAUGUUCUUUCAGAUUCCCACAAGAGACCUCAA
This is a messenger RNA of Gigantopelta aegis, 1635 nucleotides long. Its product is annotated as probable ATP-dependent RNA helicase DHX34. The record is from RefSeq and is a predicted model, not a curated record. Gene Ontology annotation, cellular component: intracellular anatomical structure. Gene Ontology annotation, molecular function: RNA binding. Lineage: Eukaryota; Metazoa; Mollusca; Gastropoda; Neomphalida; Peltospiridae. Gene Ontology annotation, biological process: nuclear-transcribed mRNA catabolic process, nonsense-mediated decay.